AUGACCAUAAAAUUUGAAUGGACCAAUGGCGAAGUAUCCAGUUCUCCGUGCAUUCUUCUUAAAGGUUCCUGUGAUUCUAUAAAUCAAGGAGUCAUCCAAGUUGUUAACAACAAAAACAAGGUUUAUCCUCCCUGCCAUUAUGAGAUAAACAACCAACGUUUCACAGCUAUCGUCAAUUUGAGCGAAGGUGAUAAUGAUUUGGAAAUCGAAGUUUAUGAUGCUUUCAUCAAUCCCUUGGGAUUCCCUGAGUAUCGUAACAAUCGAGUUUUUGAUCAUGGUAAGCUCAGUCUUAAGCAUGAAGUCCCUAAAAAUGUCAAGCCCUUCUUCUUGACUCUUAUGGCAGCUUCAGAUUCUCAAGGGCAGUAUGACAUGCCAAGGUAUCGGUUAAAUCGAGGUGAGCGUCCCUCUUUUGACAUGGCAAUCCGUAAACUCAAAAUUAUGGGACGCUUAUUCCAAGCCUACACUCAAGAGGAAAUGAGACGUAAAGGACUUUCGAAUCGGGUUUUUCAAUUUUAUGAAGAGGAAGUUCAUCAUCAAGGAAUUUAUGGCUAUAAUGUUGAUUCUCCUACCCCUCAUAAGGAGAUCAAGAUUGUUGUCAUGAGACUGCCUCAUCCACUUAGUUUUUUUCAUAAUAAAGACCUUGCUCAACAGAAUAACAAUGCAAGGGACGGUGGAUGGACAUGGAGUCACGCAAUUGAGCUCACGAAAAAGACACCAGAAAUAUAUCAAUACCGAGAGAAGUAUGGCACCGCCGUGCAAGUGGCGUGUAUGAUUCUUGAUUCAUGGUGGGAUAAGAAGAACAAAUUGAUCACUGCUCAUGCAGCAUUGGGAGGAGGUACUGGCGAUGUGAAAAUGGCUGUAUUUGGCUCUCAUGGACUUCACUCUUACCCUAAUAACUUCCCACAAAUCACUCCAUCCUUUUUGGACGCUACCCACCUUUCCACAGACGAGGUUGCAAAUGAUGCGGGAGAAUGUGGCACAUCAUGGGAGUGUUUGAACAUUUGUAGUGGCGCCUUUCUUCAUGAAAUUGGGCACGCACUUGGAUGCCCUCACCAAGUUGAUGGUAUCAUGUUACGUGAUUACGUUCGUUUUAACCGGGCAUUCAUGACUCGUGAAAUGGAGUGCUUACGAACCAAUUCGCUGGGUAAAGUCAUCGAUCGGAAUGGUCAAUGGAGUGAAGAGUGUCACUGGAAUAUGCAAGACCUCAUGCGAUUCUUAUACCAUGGAUCAUUUUCACUACCAGUCGAUGAUUUUCCCAAAAUCAUGGCGACAACGUUGGAACCCGACAAUGCUCCGAAUGCAAUCUCGCCAAUGGCCUACAAGACGAACAAUGGCGCCGAUAUCACCUCUUCGCCGGGCUUUUACACUAUUGAACUCAAGACAAAAGGUUUAGCUCGUUUCUCAAUUAACUUCUUCCCAAAGUGCUAUGGAGGGCAGGGCAAUCCCCACGAGCUCACUUUGGACUACAACCAGCUUGCAUCUGAGUUCAAAAGGAGUAAACCUAAUGAUUUCAUGGAAGAUUUCGAAAUAUCCUGCAAUUCAUUUUAUAAUGACUUUAAUUGCGGUAACUUCAAAGCUUGGCUUAGCAAACCAAAUGAAAUUAUUGAAGGAGAUUUUGGAUGUGGUCCUAUCAAAGGAGUGAAGUCGGAAGCCUUGGGAAAUAAUAAGAACAGAAUGACAGUUGCUUUCUUUGACAAUGAAUCCCUAUUAAGUGUCGAGACUUUUACGCAUUAUGCCUUGAGAGGUGUCAGCUUUCAUUGGUCAGGAUCACCCCAAAAUUUUGAAGGAGGACCACCUAAGGUUCCCCCCAGAGAUUACUUACGGGAUAAAAUCGAAAAUAAAAUUGCUGGAAAACUCGAAAGAAUUGGAAUCAAUCGCCAUCAGUCACAAGGGCAUGUCCAAAGUGGUAAAUCUCUGAUUGGUCGCUUAGAGUCGAACCGGAGUAAAUUUGAGCUCAAACCUAAUGAAUUUAUCACGAGGAUAUACGUGAGGUCCGGUGCUUGGGUGGAUGGCAUUCAAUUUGAAACCAAUUUACGAAAAUCCCCAUUUUUCGGGAAUGAGAAAGGGGGCAGUUUGCAUAUCUUGCAACCGCCUUCUGGGAGUAAGCUUUUAGGGAUGUAUGGUACUGUUGGUGAUUGGCUUGACUCCAUUGGUAUCAUAUAUUCGCAAGUUUAG
Diutina rugosa is the source of this 2175-nucleotide messenger RNA. RefSeq names its product putative metalloendopeptidase. The transcript has a single exon. The coding region runs from base 1 to 2175 and encodes 724 amino acids. The record is from RefSeq and is a predicted model, not a curated record. Gene Ontology annotation, cellular component: cytoplasm. NCBI's taxonomy places the organism in Eukaryota, Fungi, Ascomycota, Pichiomycetes, Serinales, Debaryomycetaceae.